Micropterus salmoides (largemouth bass) is the source of this 2409-nucleotide messenger RNA. Its product is annotated as cyclic AMP-responsive element-binding protein 5-like. Gene Ontology annotation, molecular function: cAMP response element binding; DNA-binding transcription factor activity, RNA polymerase II-specific. The coding region runs from base 68 to 1693 and encodes 541 amino acids. Gene Ontology annotation, biological process: regulation of transcription by RNA polymerase II. NCBI's taxonomy places the organism in Eukaryota, Metazoa, Chordata, Actinopteri, Centrarchiformes, Centrarchidae. The transcript has 11 exons. The record is from RefSeq and is a predicted model, not a curated record.
UCCAGUCCAACGUGGUUCCUCUCUGGAGCGCCGCUUGUCUCUCUCUACUCGUAGGGGUGUUUAUGACAUGAAUGACAAACAGGACAGGACUUAUGAGUGCGGCGCCCCGGGCUGCUCUCAGCGCUUCCAGUUAGAGGAGCACCUAAUCAUCCACAGACACAAGCAUGAAAUGACCCUCAAGUUCACCUCUAUCAAGACGGAUACGGCUUUUACAGACCAGACCCCAACGCCAACCCGAUUUUUGCAGAACUGUGAAGAGGUUGGUCUGUUCAAGGAGAUAGAGGAAGAGUUUCUUCAAGCACAAGAAGAGGAAAAGAGCAAACAGACGCUUUCUCAUAAUGGGCCAUCCUGCAUGAACCAGCAGCAGCUCAAACCCCAGCUCCGGCUCCAGCACCCACCCCAGCCUCAGCACUCACAUCCCCAGCCGCCGCUGCACCAUGCCCAGACCCAUCACCUGCAGCAUCCCCAGCCCCACGGCCCCCUGAUGGGCCCUAGCUGCAGCCUGGCUGCCCAGCAAGCUCUGUCCUCCUCCCAGUCUGGAUCGGUCAUCACCCAGGCUCCUUCCACCCUCACACACACACAGGGUGAGCCGGUUCCGGGGCCGCUGUCCUCCCUCCUCCACAUGCGGAACAGACACAGACAACCGCUGCCAGCUUCCUUACCUGGCACCCUGCCAGACCCCGCCAUGCAAGGGGCAUCUGCUCAGCACAUGCCCAUAGAGAAGCAGUUGUCGUGUGUAAUGGGUAUACCAGGUCCGGUACACAACCCCUCCUGUUCCUCGCCUCAGAGAUCCAAACAGACGCUGGGCCAUCAUUUUCAGCAGCAUCACCCAGGAAUGGUCGCCGUCAACAACCCUGUGACAUCCAUGGAUCAUAUGAUGGAGAUGAUGUCACAGCAUCAUCAGGCACCUCCACUACAGCACCACCAUCAUCCUCCUCCUCCUCCUCCUCCUCCUCAUCAUCAUCAUCAUCAUCAUCAUCAUCAUCCCCAGCUUCCAGUUCCACCAAUCACCUACCAACAGCGAUGCCACCCUCCACCUCCGCAGCGGCUGGGAAGCUCCCACAGCCACCAGCUUCACCAGUCAGGGAAUGCACCGCAUGCUCAGGCACACCAAUCGCCUUCCCAUUUGCCGCAGGCCUCGCCUCCUGCACCUCCCCUGUCUAUUCCAUCACAGUCACCAGUUGCACAGCAGAUGCAGCCAUCCCAGUCAUCCCACUCCCAGCAUGCAGUGCAGUCAGGCAGCAGCAGCAGCAGCAGCAGUGGAGGAGGAGGAGGCAGCAGCAACCGGCGCAGGAGGACGGCAGACCAUGACCCUGACGAGCGCAGGCAGAAGUUUCUGGAAAGAAACCGGGCUGCAGCCACCCGCUGCCGACAGAAGAGGAAACUGUGGGUGUCAUCGCUGGAGAAGAAGGCGGAGGAGUUGACGCAUACAAACCUGCAGCUGCAGAACGAGGUGACGUCACUGAGGUCGGAGGUGGGUCAACUGAAGCAGAUUCUGCUCACCCACAAGGACUGUCCUGUCACCGCCCGGCAGAGAGAGGCACAGGGGUACCCCACUGCAGUGGUGAGCCCAGGAGGAAGUCCCACCCCUGCAUGUCCUGGGUCUCAUCCACAGGCCAUCCAACACAACAGUAUCUCCACCUCCUCGACAGCUGGAAGCGACACAGGGCACGACCCCCAGCCUGGACGCUAGCGCUCACCGUACAGAGGAGGGGGUGGGGGACUGGAUGGCUCAAUCCAACCAGACUGAGUUAUCUUUCUGUCAUAGAUACACAAAAUGCUCACUCAGCUAUGGAGUUUUGUCUCUUUUCAUUGUAGAUGAAAUACUAAACUGAAGAGGUGCAUUUAUUUAGGUCCAUGUAAACACAGGGAUAUUUUUCAGCAUUAUUAUCAUCUCUUCUGGUUUGAGAGGAGACCAGAACCACAUACUUAUACAUUUCCAUAACAGGUGCAAAAAUUUACUUUUCUGAAGGCCUUGUUAAAAACUGUGGUUUCAUGGCAACUGGUUCCUGUGUUUAUUCAGAAACAUAUCUGGUUCACAGCAAUCAAACCACUGCCUGCCAAUCACUGACUAUGCACAUACACUAUCAUAACAAAUCUUUCCAGUAUAUUUUGCUCUUAUAUCUUGCACUAAUUUAAAAAAAACAAAGCCUAUCUAUUAGUUUUAUAUUUCUAACUGUGAAUCUGCGAGGGCACACCAUAUGCCUUCUCUUUGAUGCAGAGGCAGCUUGUCAAAACUAUUUUUCUACAAAUUAUUCCUGCUAAGAGAACACAUGUUUAUUUUAAAAUUUCAAGUCCUGUCCUUCUUGCAAAGCCAUUUAAAACAUGAUUGUACAGUGUUUCCUUUCAAGCACUUUUUAAGCACCUCAUGUCUCUAUCCCUAUCAGUUAAUAAACACUUAUUCUGAUA